Messenger RNA from Nipponia nippon (crested ibis), 1852 nucleotides. The record is from RefSeq and is a predicted model, not a curated record. Lineage: Eukaryota; Metazoa; Chordata; Aves; Pelecaniformes; Threskiornithidae.
AUGCUCUACACGGCGGUGGUGAUGGCGGGGAGCCUGGCGCUGACGACGGCGGUGGUGGCUCACGCCUAUUACCUCAAGCACCAAUUCUACCCCACCGUGGUUUAUCUCACCAAAUCCAGCCCCAGCAUGGCCGUUCUCUACAUCCAAGCCUUCGUGUUGGUUUUUCUUCUGGGUAAAUUUAUGGGCAAGGUGUUUUUCGGGCAGCUGCGAGCAGCGGAGAUGGAGCACCUGCUCGAGCGGUCGUGGUACGCCGUGACCGAGACCUGCCUGGCCUUCACCGUCUUCAGGGACGACUUCAGCCCCCGCUUCGUCGCCCUCUUCACCCUCCUCCUCUUCCUCAAGUGCUUCCACUGGUUGGCUGAAGACCGGGUGGACUUUAUGGAAAGGAGCCCCAACAUCUCCUGGCUCUUCCACUUCCGUAUCGUCUCCCUGAUGUUCCUCCUGGGAAUCCUGGACUUCCUCUUCGUUAACCACGCCUACCACAGCAUCCUCACGCGAGGAGCCUCCGUCCAGCUCGUCUUCGGCUUCGAGUACGCCAUCCUCAUGACCAUGGUGCUCACCAUCUUCAUCAAGUACGUCCUGCACUCCAUCGACCUGCAGAACGAGAACCCUUGGGACAGCAAAGCCGUCUACAUGCUGUACACGGAGCUCUUCACGGGCUUCAUCAAAGUCCUCCUCUACAUGGCCUUCAUGACCAUCAUGAUCAAAGUCCACACCUUCCCGCUCUUCGCCAUCCGCCCCAUGUACCUGGCGAUGAGGCAGUUUAAGAAAGCGGUGACGGACGCCAUCAUGUCCCGCCGGGCCAUCCGCAACAUGAACACGCUCUACCCCGACGCCACGCCGGAAGAGCUGCAGGCCAUGGACAACGUCUGCAUCAUCUGCCGCGAGGAGAUGGUGACGGGCGCCAAGCGUUUGCCUUGCAACCACAUCUUCCACACCAGCUGCCUGCGGUCGUGGUUCCAGCGCCAGCAGACGUGUCCCACCUGCCGCAUGGAAGCCCCGCCCCCGCCCCAGUCCCCCCAAGUUCCUCAGCCCCCCAACUUUCCCCAGGGAAUCCUUCCCCCCUUCCCUCCUGGAAUGUUUCCCUUCUGGCCACCGGUUGGUCCCUUCCCACCGGUUCCCGGCGUUCAACCGCCCAACAGCGCCGAAAACGCCGCGCCGAGUUCCGGUGCCGCUUCGGAUCCCACCGCGCCGGCGGGUGCCGAAGGCUUCACCGCCGAGGAGGAAGAGGAGGACGAGGACGGCGGUGAAGGCUCAUCCUCGCUGGACGAAGGCGGCUACAGAAACUGGCGUCGCCGCUGGCAGCCUCCCACUGACGCCUUAUUAACGCACCCUUCCCCCCGGGAGCGCCGCUUCCCGCACCGAAAUAACGCCCGUCGGCGCACCCACGGCGCCGAUCGGCAACUUAAUAAACCCCCAAAUCCUCUGCCCGACGCCAACCGGUGCCCCAACGCGCCCAAACUGGUUUUUACUGGUUUCGCUCUACCGACGGUGCCGGUUUUUGAGCGGGGGCUGCAGUCCAUCCCCCUCAGCAUGGACCUCUGGAUCCACUACAUCUCCUACCUCCAAUCCACCCUGGACAUGAAUCUUCCCGAAUCCAUCCAAAAAAUCCGCGGCGUUUUCGAGGCGGCGGUGGCGGCUGCCGGCAUGGAUUUCCGUUCGGAUAAGUUAUGGGAGCUUUACGUCGAGUGGGAACGGGAACAGGGAGACCUGCGAGCCGUCACCGGUAUCUACGACCGCGUCCUCUCCAUGCCCACGCAGCUCUACAACCAUCACUGGGAGAAGUACGUACCCCCGCCGGCGCGGAAAAUACCCCGCGGCGGUGAAACGUCCCCCAAAAAUAAUUUCCGUG